GGGCGAAUGUUGCUCUCAGUGCAAGCGACGGCCCCCCGCCAUGGCUGACUCCCCCCCACGCCUCUUCCUCCUCCUCCUUUAUAAGCUCUCGCGCUCGCGCUGGAGCUUUCACCACGCUCGCUCCAUCGAUUCCUUGUUCUAGUGUUUCUAUUUUUUAUUUUUGGCUCAAGUUUCUAGCGUUUCUUGAUCUGCUGCUCUGCUUGGUUGCGUUUCUUGAUUUGGUUGGGAUUGGUUGUUCUUGGGCUUAUCCUGUGUAGCCCGUUUCUUGGAUUCAAAGCUCAGCUCAGGUGGGAAGGAAGACAAAGAUCCCACCUGGUGAAAACGUACGGCGCAGCCGCAGAUCGAUUAAUUUUCGCGGAAGCGUCCCCGGCCAUGGUUGCUGCCCUCAGGCCGCAGGUGCUGAUCUCUUCUUCAAGAUAGGAAGCGAAACAGAGCAGAGCCUGCUCGUGGAAGGAGAAGCUGAGUUUGGCUCUGCAGCUGAGACUAUCCAUCUGCGACGAGGAGGAAGAAGAAGGAGCUAGCGAGGAUGCGGCACAUCUCGUCGCUGCUGCAGGGGCUGGCGCGCUCGCUGUCGGUGGGGAAGGAGAGGAAGGGCGGCGACGGCGACGACGGGAAGGCGGCGGCGGCGACGGCGACGGCGGUGCUGAGGACAUCGGGGACGCUGUGGGGCGAGGGCUCUGAGACGUUCGCCGCCGUCUGCUCCCGCCGCGGCGAGAAGGGCAUCAACCAGGACUGCUCCAUCGUCUGCGAGGGAUUCGGGUGCGAGGAGGGGAGCGUGUUGUGCGGCAUCUUCGACGGGCACGGGCAGUGGGGCCACUACGUGGCGAAGGCGGUGAGGGAGUCGCUGCCGCCGGCGCUGCUCCGGCGGUGGCGGGAGGCCGUGACGCUGGCGGCGCUCAUCGACGGCGGCGAGAAGCGGCUCUGCGAGUGCCGGCCCGACCUGUGGCGCCAGUCCUACCUGGCCGCCUGCGCCGCCGUCGACGCCGAGCUCCGCGCCAGCCGCCGCCUCGACGCCGUCCACAGCGGCUGCACCGCGCUGUCCCUCGUCAAGCACGGCGACCUCCUCGUCGUCGCCAACGUCGGCGACUCGCGCGCCGUCCUGGCCACCGCCUCCCCCGACGACGGUGGCGGCGCCCGCCUCGCCGCCGUGCAGCUCACCGUCGACUUCAAGCCCAACCUGCCCCAGGAGAGGGAGAGGAUCAUGGAGUGCAACGGGAGGGUGCAGUGCCUCGCCGACGAGCCCGGGGUGCACCGGGUGUGGCGGCCGGACAGGGAGGGCCCAGGCCUCGCCAUGUCGCGCGCCUUCGGCGACUACUGCGUCAAGGAUUACGGCGUCAUCUCGGCGCCGGAGGUGACGCACCGCCGGAUCACCGCCCAGGACCACUUCGUCAUCCUCGCCACCGACGGGGACAAACAUCUCAACUUGUUCGUCUUCGUCUGCGCGGCAGGUGUGGGACGUGGUGUCGAACGAGGAGGCGGUGCAGAUCGUGGCGUCGGCGCCGGAGAGGGAGAAGGCGGCGAAGCGGCUCGUCGAGUUCGCCGUCCGGGCAUGGAGGCGCAAGCGCCGGGGCAUCGCCGUCGACGACUGCUCGGCGAUCUGCCUCUUCUUCCACUCGCCGCCGUCCUAAACAACACACACGCUGACACGCACGCAGCCAACAAAAACCGCACACGCCGACGACAAUGUCGCCGUCGUCGUUGAGAGGCGCCACAAAAAGGAAAAAAAAACGCAGAUUGUUACAUGCCAGAAGAACAAUGCAAUUUGCCGCCAUGAUUGGGACGGUGCACGAUUGACCUGACCUGCCGGUGAUGAACUCUGCUGCUGCUAGUGGAUGACCGGGAAAAAUCCAAUCCUCCGGCUUUCACACCACCGUCAUUGUCAAAAAGUUGUCCGAGAUUCAAUUCAACAGCAGCCACAAGAAAAAGGCAGGGAAAAAAAAGAUGCAUUUUGUCCUCAUUUUUUUUUUUCUGCAUGUAUCAUAUGGCUCCAGAAUUUCUGUGGUGGUGGUGGUGGUGACAAAAUAGUCACUGUUAUUGUUGUGGUACAUCAAUCAUUCAACUCUCCCAUGAAGAGGGUCAUGAAUCACAAUCUUCCUCUGAAA
Molecule: messenger RNA, 2102 nt
Organism: Oryza sativa Japonica Group (Japanese rice)
Lineage: Eukaryota; Viridiplantae; Streptophyta; Magnoliopsida; Poales; Poaceae
Source: RefSeq, a predicted model, not a curated record